UCAAGUAGUCAGAAGCACGGUUGCAUACGACAUCGGACAUUAGACUUUUUGUGGUCUGUUAAGUGUAAAAUAACUAAAAUAUGAACAGAAUAGUAUUUAAGCAGUUAUUAUAAUAAUCUGUUCAUUGUCAGAACUCUAGUUUUAAAUAUAUAUUUAUAGUACUAACCAUUUUAAUAAUUUUAGGUGACAAUUGUUUGUAUUUUGUAGUAUAUAAAACAUAAUUUAUGACAUAAAUGUGUAGGCUUUAUAUUGUUUAUAUUUGAUUUUGUGUCACAAAAUACCGAUGGUGGUGAUGACUUACCUUCUCAUUUGAAAUAACUAAUAGUUAAUUUAUGUUUGUGAUAGGUAGAAUGUAGAUGCAUUGUUUUUUUGUAUUUUGCUGCUAUGAAAAUUGAAAACCUACAAAUUCAAUUAAAAUAAAUUGUCUGGUCUAAUAUGUUGUACUUAAUAUAACUUUGAUCGAGAUCAUACAAAUUUUGUUCAAAGUAAAAGUACACAUUCACCAUAAUAUGAUGUUGUGAUGUGAUUGGUUAUCACGCAUCGGUUAUGAUAGUUUUGAAGGAAUAAUUUGCACUUUAGUGUUGUAACCCAUUUUAAAUGGUAAACACAAUAUUAAAUAUAAAAACACAAUGAAUUACAUAUUUGCCUGACAUAAAUGAAGUACUUAUUAGGAUGAUAGCAUAAUUCUUCAAACUAAUUCAUCAGUGUUUAGGUUAUAAGUUAAAUAGUUACAUACAUAUGGAUAGUCAAAAUCAGCAUUUAAUUGACCACAAUUACAUUCAGCCUGAUGAAGAAAGAGACGAUGUUCCAUACCCGUUCGUUGACCAUAACUAUACCUUACCAGUCAUUGCUAAUAAACCAAUAAUAUACAGAAUUCUCCCCGGCAUUCAACGCAAUACAAAAAUAUAUGUAGAUGAUUUUGGAUAUAAAUAUUAUAAAAAAAAGUUACUUGUCAAUAAAGUAACAUUAAUAUGUGAGCGACAAAGAAAUCCAAGUCGCCGGAUGUGUCAUGGUACUGCAUCAAUUAAUAAAGAUGAGACAGAUAAACAAAUUUCAAUUGGAACUCCUCAUAAUCACAAUCCUCCAGUAAUUGACUUGAAUGUACCAUUAUUGAGAGACGCUCUCGGUGAAAGAUGUCUUGAUCCAAUUAGAACAGAGUCUGUUCGGAGUAUUUAUAACAGCGAAAUAAUUAGGCAUCAAGAAGCGGCUAAAAAUUAUACAUUUAAACAAACACAAGCAAGAGUAAAAAGAAUGAGAAGAUUACGAUUACGGCGAUUAACAAUUGAUUAUUGUUCAUAAUCACUUAGUAAAAUUUCCACAGUUCAUAAAAUAUGAUCUCUUGAUUAGAGAUGGUACGUGCAGAUACAAAUGAGAAGAUACAACCUGACCGAUUAGGGAAUGUGUACCAGCAGAUGAAUGGAGUCAGUGAUUUUUUAGUGUUUCUUAUAAGUUUUUGAGGUGAACUGGUCAUCAAAAUGAUGGUCAUGUUCAGCAAGUCCCCUCAAGCUAACUCAUCAAUAAGAUGGUGUAAUUUUUAUCCACUACUUAAGUUAAUUGAAAAUGUAUUCUCAUCAAUUAAAUUAAUUGUGUUACUUAAU
This is a messenger RNA of Metopolophium dirhodum (rose-grain aphid), 1598 nucleotides long. RefSeq lists its product as uncharacterized. The transcript has 6 exons. The record is from RefSeq and is a predicted model, not a curated record. Bases 739 to 1299 code for a protein of 186 amino acids. Lineage: Eukaryota; Metazoa; Arthropoda; Insecta; Hemiptera; Aphididae.